Molecule: messenger RNA, 6102 nt
Organism: Brienomyrus brachyistius
Lineage: Eukaryota; Metazoa; Chordata; Actinopteri; Osteoglossiformes; Mormyridae
Product: G patch domain-containing protein 8-like
Exons: 4
Coding region: 1130-4789 (1219 amino acids)
Cellular component (GO): nucleus
Molecular function (GO): nucleic acid binding
Source: RefSeq, a predicted model, not a curated record
UUUGAACCCUCCCCUCCCUGAAGAGACUCGGACUGGCAAAACUGGUCUCAUAGGAGCCAUCUUAUCACUUAAGCCAUUGUUCAUAUGCUGCACAUGUUCUGUAAGGGUGUCAGCAAUUCCAGGGUUUAUCAAACACGUGCAUGAAACAAACACAAUCGGUGGCCACUGUGUUUAAAAAAAAAAAAAAAAGAAGUGCCAUUAAUUGUAAAAUUCAUAUUUUGUUUCAUUUGCUUGUUCUGUACUAUUUGGCAAAUCAAACAAUUGGGUUCAGGCUGAAUGAGCAUGUGAAAUAGGGUUAUAAGCUCCCUUUUGAAGCAAGUGAUACAGUGGUAGUUAAACACAGUGUGUAAUAACCGAACCCUUGAGGUGUGAGAGUGAGAAACAACCGACACUGAUGUGGGAUGACCGACUUUAAAGAGCAUCUCUGCUGGGCACAGCUUGCCGGUUCCUCCCCCAGAUGUGUCCAGUUUGGCAAACCGCUCUGUCACCCCCCUCCCCCCUCCUCUUUCAGCACAGGCUGGGGGUGUGUUUGUUUCAGAUCUCCCCUAACUCCCUCUCUCAGCCCACGGAGAUGUAGUUUGGCCUAACCUGUGACUGCUCCCUGUUCACCGACCCCCUCCUACCUCAUCCAUUGCACUUAUCCAUGUAUGAAGCGGCUCACCAAGUAAUGGCAGAUUUUUUUCUUUUUAACUGCAUUUUCAGCAAAAGGAAUAUAUAAUUUUGGGAAUUGUAAAAUCUACCUUUCUGUUUUAUUCUUUUUUUUCCGUUUUUGUUCUACGAUCUGUAACAUUUUUCAGCUGAUGUAUUGCCAGCACCCCCCUCUAUAAAAGUGGGCAUCCAGACCCAAGGCGUGAGUCUCUCUCUGCUCGCUUGUGUCCCCCCGUCCUCCUGACUGCUGCCUCUCUCCAUAUGUCGUGAGCGGGUGUUCCUGUGUUCUGUCUCCCUCCCCAUCGACUCCACUAGCUCGCGGAUGUCCACUUGCACUUCAAAGGCAAUGUCCAGUCUGCACAGGGACUGCCUUUAUCAGUAAACACCUGUAUAUUAGAAGAGACUGAAGGAGCUAAAGCAGAGGGAGUUUGCCCGCAACGUGUCCUCACGGUCACGCCGGGACGAAAGGAAGCAGGAGAAGAUGCUGCGUCGACUGCAUGAGCUGGCCGAGCAGAGAAAGCAGCAGGACUGUGCCCUUGGGAGCGGCCCCAUGUUCAAGCCCACCACCGUGGCUGUGGAUGGUGAGGCAGGGGAAGAGGGCCCCUCAGAAAGUCUGUCUGCUGAAGAUCUGUCUACAGAGGGGCCCCCGGCCCCAGACAAGGUGCUUGCCAACCAUGAGGCGCCCUCACCCAAGUCAGUGGCUGUAGCUGGCUUCUCUGUGAACUGUAGCGGAUCCUCACCCUCCUCUGCUGCCACCCCAAUGCCCAAGGUCAGCGUGUCAUUCUCCUUCGCCAAGAAAACCCCGGUCAAACUGGAGACCGCAGCCGCGGUGUUCACGGACCAUGGGGAGGAGGCUCUGGCAGAGGAGGGCCAGGAGGGGGAGGAGGCAUCGGGGACACCAAGGGUGACCAGUGUAGAAAGCCCCAGUAUGGAGGAGGAGGAGCAACAGCAGCAGCAGCAGGUGGAUGAAGGGAGCUCCUUGGCCUCCACCCUCUCAAAAUUGAAGAUGAUGAUGAAGAAGGAGGAGAGCUUCUCGGGCCAGGAGCCCCAGUACUAUCACUAUGUGCCGCCAGCUCACUGUCGCGUGAAGCCAAAUUUCCAAUUCCUCAUUUUCAUGAAGGCCUCAGACCAGACUGGGAACCAAGAGGAAGAAGAAGAAGAGGAGGAGCAGGUGGCAGGCAGCCCCGCUCAGAAGCAGAGUGAUGAUGACAAAGACAAAGAAGAGCCAGAUGCUCCACCCGAGUUGCCGGUCUUGGAAUCUACCACUGCUGAAACCCCCCAAGUGAAGACUGAGCAGGAAGGUGCUGAGAAGGAGCCCCCAGAGAGCAGCCAAGGUAUAGGUGAGCCCCAUGUGGGACCCCACCUCCCCACGGGCCCCUUUUUCCCUGUCCUCAGCAAGGAUGAGAGCACCACCCUGCAGUGGCCCUCAGAGCUUUUGGAGUUCACGCGUGCCCAGCCGUCAUUGUCCUAUAGUUGUAACCCACUCUACUUUGACUUCAAGCUCUCACGUAACAAGGGAGCCCGUGCCGGGAAACAGUCCAGCACUGCUGUAUCUGACGGCAAGUUGGAGCCGGCUGAGGGGCCCGGGCACACGCCGGCCCCAGGUUCCGGCACAGACAAGGGGGAUGGGAGGGAUGGAGGAGAGGACAACCAGAAGCUUCAGCACAGCAGCAGCAAGAAGAAGAAGAAGAAGCACAAGAAGUCUGGCAAGCGCCUGAGGCGAAAAGACCGGGAUAAAGGGGCGGGAGAUGGAGAUGAGGGGGAGGCUGUGGGGGAGAAAGGGAAGAAGAAGAAAAAGAAGAAAAAGAAGCACAAACGAAAGAAAAGCAAGAACAGGGUGUCCGAAGAGGAGAAGGGCAAGGAUGAGGAGGGGAAUGUGGAGACCUCCGAGGCCGGUAAAAGGAAGCGGCCAAUGAAGGAGAAGCUUGGGAAGCAAGAGGAGGAGGUGGGGAGAGGCCCGGAGAAGCCCGGGACCUCGGAGGAGCAUAACAGCGCCAAGCGGCAUAAAGCCGAGCCCAGGCCUGUGGAGCCCCUGAGCGGCUCGGCAUCCUGCCCGGCACAGAAGCGGAGCGGCAAGCGGGGCAGCAGUGAAAGUGAGGACGGCGGCUCCUCCCACCGGUCCCACCGACACAAUUCCACAUCACGGCAGCGGCACUACAGCGAGGACUCCGAGCGUUCCCGCAGCCGGUCGUCACGGCGGCGCAGUCAGCAACAGCGGCGGCGCCGGGGCAGAGCACGCUCAUCCCGCAGCCGCUCUUACUCUAGCAGCUCACAGUCGUCCUCCGGGGGCAGCAGCCGCUACAGCCGGCGCAGCCAUAGCUACAGUGACAGCUACAGUGACUACAGCGCCUACAGCGAGGACAGCCGGCACUCUAAGCGUUCCUCUGAUUCGGAAUAUGGCCCCCGGAGGUCCCGGCACCGCCGCCGUUGCUACUCCUCGUCGUCCUCGGAAGCAGAAUCCAGCCGCUCGCGCAGCGGCAGCAGCCGGCCAAGGCGCCGGCGACGCAGCAGCUCCCGCAGCUCCGGCGGCAGCAGCAGCGCCCCCUCCUGGAGGCGCGGCAGCUACAGCCGCAGCCGCAGCUCCGUCAGCCGCUCCUCCAGCUCCAAGGGCUCCCCCUCCCGCCGCCAGCAUGGCCGUGCCAGUUCCAACCACCGCCGCGACUUCAACCGCUCCCGCAUCUACCGCUCACAGUCUCCACGUUCCUCCUCCCGAGGUGUCCCCCGCAAGGAUUCGUCCUGGAAUACCAGCUCUUCUGUGGGCCACCCCCGAGGGGGUGGGGGCAGUGGCACCAGCCGCACCACCAUCGACAGGGGAGGUUCGGGGGAGCGUAACUCCCUGACGGCCAGGCAGUUGCUGGAGAAGGUUCAGUCACGCAAGGGUCCGGAGGAGAGCAGCACGGGAGCCAAGGCAGGGAUCAAACCUAAGGACCCUCCCCAGGGCUACUUCGGGCCGAAGCUGCCCCCCUCCCUUGGGAAUAAGGCUAUGCUGCCUCUGUUUGGGAAGCUCCCAGCAGGCAGGAAGCCCAUGCCGUCACUGCGGCGCCCAGAGGAGGUGGAGAAGGCAGUGUCCGGCGAGAGCACAGACACUGGGGCCGAAGUGAUCCUGGUGGAGCCCAUUCGGGAAUUCCCACCACCCCCUCCGCCCCCUCCGCCCCAACAACUGGAGGAAAGUCCAAAGGCUGGGGUAAUUCAGGACCCCAUGGGGCUGCCCCCUGGUGAGGCCCAGGUUCUUCCAGAAUCCAGCUUGUACGAGACAGAGCCGGGCAUGCUGGUUCAGACAUACCCGACCGAGCCAGGACAAGAAGCCCCCACCCUGGGACUGGAGCCCCUCCUGCCUGACAUGCAGCAGCAGCAGCCCCAACAGCAGCAGCAACAAACACAGCCCCUGCACUCCUAUCCCGGGUAUGGCCCCCUUGGUAUGGAAGAAGAAGACCUGGGCAUGGAGACGGAGGAGGACUCCUCCCUGGCUCCCCUGGAGAGCCAGCCCAUCACCUUCACCCCAGAGGAGAUGGAGAAGUACAGUAAGCUGCAGCAGGCAGCCCAGCAGCACAUCCAGCAGCAGCUGCUGGCCAAGCAGGUCAAGAGCUUCCCGUCGGCAGCGGCUGCGGCGGCAGCAGCCGCACAUGCCGUCAGCCUGGCCCCCGCGCCCCCUCCCCCGGCCCUGCAGCAGAUUCACAUCCAGCAGCCGGCAGCCUCCCCCUCAGCCACGUCCAUCACCACCGUGCAGCACGCCAUCCUGCAGCACCAUGCCGCCACGGCAGCUGCCAUCGGCAUCCAUCCCCAUGCUCAGCACCCCCAUCCGCACCAGCUGGCUCAGGUGCACCAUAUCCCUCAGCAUCACCUCACCCCCAUCUCCUUGUCCCCCCUUGGUCCGACUCUAGGCCACUCUCUGGGCCACUCCCUGAUCCCCGCCCACCCCACUGCCUUCCUCUCCGGACAGCCUAUCCACAUUAUACCUGCCUCUGCCCUACAUCCAACCCCAUUGGCUUUGCAUCAUGUCCCACACGCGGCUCUCUACCCCACGCUCUUUGCACCCCGCCCAACCGCGGCUGCUGCCGCCGCAGCCCUGCACUUACACCCCCUUCUGCACCCCAUCUUCUCUGGGCAGGACCUCCAACACCCUCCAAAUCAUGGCUCUUGAGGGCAAGCUGUCACACAGGGUUGCCCGGGGCAGGAGUAGAGUUCGCACUGGUGGCCAUACCCACACCGGCCUCUUUAUUUUCCCAGCCUGAUGGCCAUGUGGCCAACGAAGAAGAGGCCACAGUUGCCUGAGAGCCUAAAAGCAACACUGGUCGUCCUUGGGGAUGUGAAACCAGUCUGCUCUCUUGGAUGGGACCUAUGGUAGUGUGGUCUGCUGCGUUGUGAUGGUGAGGGGGGGGGGGGGUUCAAACUUCUACAUCUCCAGAUUCUGAGCGGGACCUGGAAUCUGGAUCUUCACUGAGGCAGAAGAACAGAGGAAUGGAUUUGCUGGAGUUUUGGGUGCAGGCACAAUUAGAGAAAUUUGCAGACUUUGUAGAAAACUAGAACACUGGAGUAUUUUUAUUAUUGUUGCUGUUGUUGUUCCUGUUGUUGUAGUUGAGAUUAAUGUAUCAAGUUUGUUUCCAGCAGCCAAAGAGAUGCAAUGGCUGAAGCCAUAGAUUGGAUUUGGGAUGCAGUAUGUGAAGAAGGUAACAAAUAAGGACCUUACAAAAUACCUGACCUAAAAAUAACCAGCAAGUUAAUCCUAAGGGGUCCUUAUGGAAAUAAUAAAUAAUAAAUGAUAUUCUCUAGCUAACUUUGCUGUUAUCAGGAUAUGGCCGUACAAUGGUCUUGUCAUGUUUGCUUCAUCCUUUUUGUAGUUGUGAAAAUGACGUAAGACACUUGAGUGGAUGUUACAUCCCAUUUAUAUUAACGUGUCUUUGAGCCUACAUCUGGUCAAAAUGAAUAGUGGUUUACAAGUUCUGAUUUCAUCUAUCAUAUUUGUCAGUAAAUGUACAAAUAUUGCUAACUUAUUAACUCUUUGUAAUAACUUUCAACUGGCUGUGUGGAAUACACCGCAGAAUAUGAACUGAUGACAAGGGCUCUCUGAGUUUAAUUCCCCAAAGCACAGUAUCGCCCUAAAAUCCACCUUGGGUAAUAAACUGCCCUUCCAUGUACACAGAAACACAUACACACUCACAUGGAUUAAAAGGUCAUACUCAUUGUGAAACAUUGAUUGCACUGAAACAGUACCGUGCUGCUUUUGUAGCAUGUAACUUAUGAUUGUAAGGUACUGCAGUUUUUUUUUUUACAUGAAUGGUUUUUCAGCUGGAUCUUCGGCGUGUAAGCAGCAUGAUUUUUUUCCCUCUGUAAAUAUGGAUGCUGUCAUAUAGAUGGCUUGAAGAGUUUUUGGGUUGCCCCCUACACCUAAUGAAAUCUAAUAUACAAAGACUGUGAGACAAAAUUAAAGUACUAAGCAUGUGUAUUUUAGCAAAA